Funneliformis mosseae is the source of this 912-nucleotide messenger RNA. Lineage: Eukaryota; Fungi; Glomeromycota; Glomeromycetes; Glomerales; Glomeraceae. The record is from the annotation of a GenBank genome assembly.
AUGGCUGCUACUACAACUUUUAUUGUUCCAAAGCGACAAAUACUUACCAAAGAAGAUCUUGAAAAGUUUCAUGAUUCUGAUGCAUUUAACGACUUUAUUGGUUUUAUUGAGAGAUUAAAUAAUUCGGUUAAAGGACUAUCCUUAACUACCGAAUGUUUUAUUUCUCCGACUUUGUCAAAGAUGUUGGAGAUAUUAGAUCAAAUGAAUGCUUAUUGCGAAGAGAUACCACCUGUACAAAAUGAAAAGAGUAGAUUUGGAAAUCCGGCUUUUAGGGAUUUCUAUGAUCGAGUUGUUAAUAAUGCGGAAGAACUUCAUGAAAAUUUCUCUUUACCUUCGGCAGCCAUUAAAGAAGUUUCCCGUUAUUUUAUGGAAAGCUGGGGAAAUCGUAAGAGAAUAGAUUAUGGCACGGGUCAUGAAGCUAAUUUCAUGGCUUGGUUAUUAUGUUUUGAAAAAUUAGGAUUGAUCGGAUCAGAUGAUUACGCAUCUAUUAUAUUAAGAGUCUUUCAAAAGUAUAUAGAUAUCAUGAGGAAUCUUCAAUUUAAAUAUUGGCUUGAACCAGCCGGUUCUCACGGAGUUUGGGGAUUGGAUGAUUAUCAUUUUUUACCAUUUAUGUUUGGGUCAUCUCAAUUAAUAGGUCAUAAAUAUAUCAAGCCAAAGUCUAUUCAUGAUAAGGAUAUUGUUGAUGAAUUUUCCAAAGAUUUUAUGUAUUUGUCCUGGGUUAAAGAAUGGAAGAAGGUUAACGAAGGAAUGAUUAAGAUGUAUAAAGGCGAAGUGCUUGGAAAGUUACCUAUAAUGCAACAUUUUAUGUUUGGAAAAUUUCCUGAUUGUUGUGGUAUUAAAAUCCCAAGUGCCGUCGGUGCUAGUCAAAUGAAUAUGAAAGAAGGAAAAUUUAGAAGGUUACCGUUCGAUUAA